AUGAAGGCCUACGCGCUGCUCGUCUUCCUCGUGUCUCUGGCUGUGGCCGAGAUUACCGGGGUCUCCUCUUCCAACAAUCCUGGUGAUGUUGGAAACACUGACUUCCAUUCUGAACUUCUCAAGCGUACUGGCAACGGAAAGGUCUGCGGUAACCAGGGCGAAUGUGGCCAGGGUUUCUUCUGUCUCAUGUUCUGGUGCAUCGAUGACGACCCUGCACUCUUCCCUGAUGUCCUAUGUCGCUCGAACUACCACUGCAAAGACAAAGGCGACGGAUAUUACUGCUUAAACGGCCUAUGUGCCCCUCCCAAAUCCGCUCCUGUCGAUCAGCCAUCAUGCAAGUCCGACAGCGAUUGCGAGGGCAACAACUCCAAAUGUGAAGAAAACCUCUGCAUCGAUGAUAACCUUACUAUGACGGCCCCAGAUAUCAGCGACCCAAACUGCAAGAGUGACUCUGACUGUGAUGGAGGUCAAUGCCUGAACGGGAUAUGCCUGGCACGCUCUCGCACCAAGAUGCGGUUCGCUCGUCGCUCUCCUCAACUGAUCUGCCACAACGAUCAAGAAUGCACCGGCACUGAUGGAACCCCUGGGUACUGUACUUCUACUGGAAUCUGUGUGGCUGAUCCUCCCCACAAGCUCGCCGCUCGCUCUCCUCAACUGAUCUGCCACAAUGAUCAGGAGUGCACCGGCACUGAUGGAACCCCAGGGUACUGCACUCCUAGUGGAAUCUGUGUGGCUGACCCUCCCCGCAAGCUCGACACUCGCUCUCCCCAACUGAUCUGCCACAAUGAUCAGGAAUGCACCGGCACCGAUGGAACGCCUGGGUACUGCACUCCUAGUGGAAUCUGUGUGGCUGACCCUCCCCGCAAGCUCGACACUCGCUCUCCCCAACUGAUCUGCCACAAUGAUCAGGAAUGCACCGGCACCGAUGGAACGCCUGGGUACUGCACUCCUAGUGGAAUCUGUGUGGCUGACCCUCCCCGGAAACUUGCACGCUCGCCUCAACUGAUCUGCCACAAUGAUCAGGAAUGCACCGGCACCGAUGGAACGCCUGGGUACUGCACUCCUAGUGGAAUCUGUGUGGCUGACCCUCCCCGCAAGCUCGACGCUCGCUCUCCCCAACUGAUCUGCCACAAUGACCAGGAAUGCACCGGUACUGAUGGAACCCCGGGGUACUGCACUUCUACUGGGAUCUGUGUGGCUGACCCUCCCCAGAAACUUGCACGCUCGCCUCAACUGAUCUGCCACAAUGACCAGGAGUGCACCGGCACUGAUGGAACCCCGGGGUACUGCACUUCUACUGGGAUCUGCGUGGCUGACCCUCCCCGCAAGCUUAUUCGUUCUCCUCAACUGAUCUGCCACAACGAUCAAGAAUGCACCGGUACUGAUGGAACCCCGGGGUACUGCACUUCUACUGGGAUCUGCGUGGCUGACCCUCCCCGGAAACUUGCACGCUCGCCUCAACUGAUCUGCCACAAUGACCAGGAGUGUACCGGCACUGAUGGAACCCCGGGGUACUGUACUUCUACUGGCAUCUGUGUGGCUGACCCCCCUCGCAAGCUCACUCGUUCCCUCAUUUGA
Molecule: messenger RNA, 1578 nt
Organism: Aspergillus puulaauensis
Lineage: Eukaryota; Fungi; Ascomycota; Eurotiomycetes; Eurotiales; Aspergillaceae
Exons: 2
Coding region: 1-1578 (525 amino acids)
Source: RefSeq, a predicted model, not a curated record